UGAACUGAACCUCCUCGAAAAUUGUUAAAAGCUGCACCACUAAAACCCCAGAUGAGAAAAACUCUGAAACCCCUUUGUUCCAUUUCUGCUUCCAAAUCCAACAACAAUACCCCACCCAAUGGCACAAACCAUUUUUUCUUCUUCAAACUACCAAUCCCUCAAUCAAAUUCGUCUCAGUUCCAAAUAAGUCGAUGUUAUUCAGACCCAUUUUAUUCAAAUUUUCCACUUUCCCAGGUACCCAAAUCAAAAAGAUCCAAUCUUUACUUAAAUUUCACUUCAAAACCCAAAAGGGUAUUUUCUACUCUUAACAUCCCACCUCCAGAAUGGGUAAAUCCAUUCGUUGAUCUUUCUGAUUUAGUUACAGACCCUAAAGAUCUCAAAAUAUCACCAUGGGUCCCACAAAUUUUGAAUCUUUUAGACAAUUCACACUCAAUGGAGCAGAAUUUAGAUGCUUAUUGUUGCAAAUUUUUGAUCAAAUUGUCUCCCAGUUUUGUUGCAUAUGUGUUGAAGUCAGCUGACCUUGCUGGUAAGCCUGAUAUCGCGUUUCGUUUCUUUUAUUGGGCUGGUAAGCAAAAAGGGUAUGCUCAUAAUGUUGAAUGCUAUGUGUUUUUAAUUCAGAUUUUAUCUGCUUCACGCGAAUUGGAUAGAAUUAAGCAUGUGUUUAGUGAAUUUAAGCUUAAAGGUAGUGGUUUGUUGAUGAAUGUGGGGUCGGUUAAUUCAUUGAUUAGGAGUUUCGGAGAACUUGGGAUGGUUGAAGAAUUGUUAUUUGUGUGGCGUCGAAUGAAAGAAAGUGGUAUUGAGCCUAGUUUGUAUACCUAUAACUUUUUGAUGAAUGGAUUGGUGAAUUCCAUGUUUAUUGAAUCGGCUGAACGCGUUUUUGAGGUUAUGGAAAGCGGGAAAGUUAACCCGGAUAUUGUUACGUAUAAUACUAUGAUUAAAGGGUAUUGUAGGUCAGGGAAGCUUCAAAAGGCAAUGGAGAAAUUUAGAGAUAUGGAGGUUAGGAAAGUGGAAGCUGACAAGAUUACGUACAUGACUCUGAUGCAAGCGUGUUAUGGGGAGGAAGAUUUUGAUGCUUCUUUGGGACUUUAUCACGAAAUGGAGGAAAAGGACUUGGAUAUUCCACCACAUGCUUAUACGUUAGUGAUUGGAGGGCUUUGUAAAAUUGGGAAGGUUUUGGAAGGGUUCACUGUUUUCGAGAAUAUGGUCAAGAAGGGUUUUAAACCUAAUCUGUCGAUUUAUACUUCUUUGAUUGAUUCAUACAUGAAACUUGGAAACUUGGAUGAGGCGAUGAGGCUUUUCGACAGAAUGAAGAAUGAAGGAUUUGAACCAGAUGAGGUAACAUUUGGGGUUAUUGUAAAUGGUUUAUGCAAGAGUGGGAGGUUGGACGAGGCAAUGCAGUGGCUCGAGUACUGUCAAAAUAACAAUGUAGCUAUCAACGCCAUGUUUUAUUCAAGUCUUAUUGAUGGUCUAGGAAAGGCAGGGAGAGUUGACGAGGCCAGAGAACUCUUUGAGGAGAUGGCCGAGAAGGGAUGUACGCGUGACUCUUAUUGUUAUAAUGCGCUUAUUGAUGCCUUGGCCAAAAAUGGGAAAAUCGAUGAAUCUUUGGUGCUUUUUAAGAGAAUGGAAGAUGAAGGUUGUGAUCAAACAGUUUAUACAUAUACAAUAUUGAUCAGUGGCUUGUUUAAAGAGCAUCAAAAUGAAGAGGCAUUGAAAUUGUGGCAUAUGAUGAUUGAUAAGGGUAUAACUCCAAAUGCCGCUUCUUUUCGAGCGCUUUCAACUGGGCUUUGUCUUUCUGGGAAGGUGGCAAGAGCGUGUAAGAUAUUGGAUGAGCUGGCACCAAUGGGCGUUAUCCUUGAGACAGCUUUUGAAGAUAUGAUUAAUGUUCUGUGCAAGGCAGGUCGUAUAAAACAGGCUUGCAAAUUAGCUGAUGGGAUUGUGGAUAGAGGUCGAGAAAUUCCUGGAAAAGUUCGUACUAUCUUGAUUAAUGCCUUGAGAAAGACAGGGAAUGCUGAUAUGGCGGUGAAGUUGAUGCAUAGUAAGAUUGGCAUUGGAUACGACAGGCAGGGUAGUAUUAAAAGGAGAGUAAAGUUCCGAGUACUGGUGGAAAGCUGAGGCCUGAGGGUAAAGCUGUAUAUCAGGGGGUUACUAUUGGGACAUUCAAGAAUGGUAUUAUGCUACUGUCAUGGUUGAUUACAAAAUUAGAAAGGAGCGUGUUGGUAACGCAAUGAUGGUUAUUACGUUCCUGUUUGGUUAAUGUAAGGCAAAAUCAAUGAUGUGAUCAAAUAAGCAAUGAACCUGCCAUUUGACAAAGGUAUGCAUAUCAGCCACUUUAUGGAGUUCUAACAAGCAAAUAAAGAGUUUCAGCUUCAUUCAUUGGUGCAGCAUCGUUGGGGAGCUUUGGAGUAUUUUGCAGAAGGAUUUUUUCGACUCCAGCUUCAAGUAGUGCAUCAUCAUUGAGGAGUUUUUGACUCUUAUCAAUUGAAGCGCCACUAUUUUCGACUUCCAUUGCAUAUUGAUAGAGAAGAAAUCAAUGACUCAAAACUUACAGGUAAU
This is a messenger RNA of Nicotiana tabacum (common tobacco), 2553 nucleotides long. The record is from RefSeq and is a predicted model, not a curated record. Lineage: Eukaryota; Viridiplantae; Streptophyta; Magnoliopsida; Solanales; Solanaceae.